AUGAACUGUAGUCUGGGCAAUUCUGGACUCAAAGUAUCCAAACUCAUCUUGGGGGCAAUGUCGUUCGGAAGCCCGAAGUGGCAGGAUUGGGUUAUGAACGAGGAAGCCUCUUUACCCAUCAUAGAGCACGCCUACAAGUCGGGAAUCAAUACCUGGGACACGGCCGAUAUCUAUUCUCACGGAGACAGCGAAAGAAUCUUGGGCAAGGCGUUAAAGAAGUACAAGAUUCCUCGCGAAAACGUGGUCAUCUUGACCAAAUCAUACUUUGCUUUGAGCCAGGAUGGUUCUCAGCUCCCGUUGACUGAGUGUAUGCUGAACGAUGGGAACUUGGUGAACCGGGUCGGGCUGAGCCGCAAGAAAAUCCUGGAUGCGGUUGACCAGAGUGUCGAACGACUGGGCACGUAUAUCGACGUCUUCCAGAUUCACCGACUAGACAGAGACGUGCCGAAAGAAGAGAUUAUGCGUGCACUCAACGAUGUGGUGAACAGUGGCAAGGUCCGCUACAUUGGAGCCAGUUCGAUGGCCGCGUGGGAGUUUCAGCAAUUGCAAACGAUCGCGGAGAAGAACAACUGGCACAAAUUCAUCAGCAUGCAGAACUACAUGAACCUCCUGUAUCGAGAGGAGGAGCGCGAGAUGCUGCCGUACUGUAAGGAUACCGGCGUGGGCAUUAUCCCCUGGUCGUCCAUGGCGAGAGGCAUCCUGGCCCGGCCAUGGGGAUCUAGCACGCGACGCGACGAGACCGAUCAACACAAAUUGCCCACGGGCGCAGAAAUCGUGGACAAGACCAUCGUGGGCCGGGUGGAGGAAUUGGCAAAGAAGAAAGGAGUGCCCAUGAGCGCCAUCUCCACCGCCUGGGUUUUGCACAAGGGCGCAUCUCCUAUCCUGGGGCUCAACUCCAAGGAGAGAAUUGACGACGCUCUGGUGGCGUUGCGUGUUCAGCUGACCGAGGAGGAAGUCCGGUAUCUGGAAGAUCCAUAUCAGCCGCGUCCUAUUGUGGGCUACUAG
Molecule: messenger RNA, 1005 nt
Organism: Capronia epimyces CBS 606.96
Lineage: Eukaryota; Fungi; Ascomycota; Eurotiomycetes; Chaetothyriales; Herpotrichiellaceae
Product: alcohol dehydrogenase
Exons: 3
Coding region: 1-1005 (334 amino acids)
Source: RefSeq, a predicted model, not a curated record